CACAAAGCAGAUUCAAAAUGUAUUAUCAGAACCCAAUGAAGAACCUAUACUCUCUAAAACGGAAGACUUGUAUUAGUCCAGAUAUCAUAGCCAGGCACCCUGGGGGUAAAAAUAUUCAUCUCAAUGAGCUUUACCGCCAGAAGAUAAAGCGAUCAAGUCAUCAUUCACAGAACAGCAGGUCAAUGUCGACUGCUACAUCUUCAUUUGCAAUGCAUCGGAGGAACUUAAGCCCAAUAAUAAAAACAAAUAAGAGGAAUUUGAACAUCUACAAUGAUGAAAUCAAAAGCUCUCACACUCCGUUAGAAGAGUUUAAGAUUUCGCAGAUAAUUCCAAAUAUCAAAGAAAGAGACUGCAAGAAACCUCGAAAAUACUUGCUAUCUCACACUCGUAAGACUAAGAACACCUCCCGAAGGAAAAUGAAUGAGGAUAUUAAAAUUCUGAUUGAUAAGAAACAUACCACCGACAGUGGAGACUUAAGUCGAAUUAUCCAGCCGAGUGAAAUCAAGGUUUGAGUGACACCAAGUAGCUCUCAGUCUAAGAACUGAGCAUUUGCGGAUACUGCAGAGAGAUGUACAUAUUCUAAAAAUCUGAACAUUCAAAAUAUUACCCAAAACUCGUUUUACAAAUAAGCAGAACAACUUAGACUUGAAUCAAGUUAUUAAUCUUACUACAGACUUAGAUGUAUCUAACAAAAAAGUGGAAAGUAUUAAAUAAGUCAGCACGUCUUUAAUCUUGGAAGCCAAAAUAUACGAUUCAGUAAACCUGGAAUGACGCAGCUCAAAAUCACAGGCCCUAUACUGCUCACUGAAACAAACAAGGUUACUCCAAACUCCCCUGCCCUCUCCAAAAUAAACAAAUUAAGAAAUGCAAUAAGGAAGAACUCACCCUGGAAAGACUGAUUCAUUAAGAAAAAUAUAACUUUAAGAAAUACCUCCAAGAAAAUCAAACAAAAUAAUCUUAAUAAUAGCUUACUAAGAAGGAACUGUCGUCGAAUAUCCAAGGAAAGCUCUAAAUCAUAUCUCAAAAGUUUGCUACAAGCAAAGAAAUGCUUAGGUAGUAAUUCAAAGACUGAAAAAAAGAGAGACUCUUUUGACAACAUCCUUCUCACUAAUGAGUACCUGAACAAGAGGCUAAAUAGCUUUCGAACCAACUAUAAAAACAACGUAAAUUAGUAAAUUAUAUUAGAAUA
Molecule: messenger RNA, 1189 nt
Organism: Moneuplotes crassus
Lineage: Eukaryota; Ciliophora; Spirotrichea; Euplotida; Euplotidae
Source: the annotation of a GenBank genome assembly